Molecule: messenger RNA, 732 nt
Organism: Puccinia triticina
Lineage: Eukaryota; Fungi; Basidiomycota; Pucciniomycetes; Pucciniales; Pucciniaceae
Exons: 4
Coding region: 1-732 (243 amino acids)
Source: RefSeq, a predicted model, not a curated record
AUGGCUCCAAUCGAACUCGACGACCGCAAUAAAUCGCAUCCUCAAAUCAAUCCUCCGGCAAUCCAGAAACCAGGAGAAUCGAAGACACAAACUAUCCACCGCUUGGCUGCCGAAUUGAAAGUGGCCAAGAUGGCCAAGACUCAUGCCGAGAGGAAGGUCCUGGAACUUGAAGAUGUGAUCAGACAGCGAGCAAAGUUAAUGGAUAUUUCGAGUCAGCAGUGCGAUGCGGCUUGGGAAAACAUGGCCGAACUGAAGAACCAAAUAGCUUCACAAGAUGUGGUUAUCAAACGGUUGAAGGACGAUGCAAACCAAUAUCCCCUCUCAUCUUCCACCCUAGUCCAAUCGCACCAAAGGCUUUCAUCCACUAUCGACACCCUUCGGGAAUGUUUUACAUGUCCACUAUGCUAUAAUGGUCUCGAAAAGGGGGAUGCAGUCAGUUUAAGAUGUGGACAUACGUUUUGCCAAAAAUGCAUAGAUGCUUGGGCGGCUUCGUCGAACCCAUCCGAUUCAAGACCGCAAGAACUCCGCAAGACAGCGGAGGCUCGGGUUCAGUGUCCUGAGUGCCGCACGACAGGCUCGACCCGAGUCCGACUUUACAUGAUGGAAGAAGCAAUCCGCUUGCUCGCCCGCGCUGAGCGAGAAAGGGAGGCGGCUGAGAUUGAAGAGCAGGCUAGGCGAGCAGAAUUGGAAGUGGUACACGAUCCCAAGCCGACAGACUACCUCGCGGAUUGA